Linnemannia hyalina is the source of this 780-nucleotide messenger RNA. The record is from the annotation of a GenBank genome assembly. Lineage: Eukaryota; Fungi; Mortierellomycota; Mortierellomycetes; Mortierellales; Mortierellaceae.
AUGAGCACCAUCUCUGCCAACUCCUCCGCUCACGCCCCAGUCAGCAUGUUCCGCUCCGUCUCGACAGAGUCCUCCGGCUCAACCAUCGCCGUCAAUCCCUCGACCGCUCGUCUCCAGAGACUCCCCACUCCUCCCCGCAGCCCUGGAUUGGCCCCCCUCGGACGCCAGCUGACCCUGAUCGAGCCCCCCAUGACCAAGGGCAUCCGCUUCUUGAUCCUCGAUUGCCCCACCGACUCGACUUUGCCCUUUUACAUGCAGGAGUUGAAGCGCAACAAUGUCACCGACGUUGUCCGCUGCUGCGAGCCCACCUACAGGGCAGAGACCCUCCGGGCUGAGGGCAUCACUGUUCACGACUGGCCCUUCCGUGAUGGAGCAGUGCCUCCUGUCAACAUUAUCAAGAACUGGUUGCAGCUCGUGGAUACCCGCAUUGUCAGACGCCGUAGUGGAUCGCCCUCGGCGAGCGAGGAGGAGGAGGACACCCCCACCGCUCCCACCAUUGCUGUCCACUGCGUCGCUGGCUUGGGCCGUGCUCCCAUUUUGGUUGCGAUUGCGAUGAUUGAGCUCGGCAUGGCCAACCUGGACACUGUCGAGUUUAUCCGUCGCCGCCGCCGUGGAUGCUUCAACAGCAACCAGAUCCAGUACAUUGACGGCUACAAGCGUGGCAAGAUCCUGAAGAACUCGCUUGGUAGCGGAUCAAGCGCUGCUUCGGGCGCCUCGUCUGGUGGUGCAGCCAGCGGAUUGAAGAACGGACUGAGCAAGAUGUUCCGGCUCAAGGCUUGA